Rubroshorea leprosula is the source of this 992-nucleotide messenger RNA. Lineage: Eukaryota; Viridiplantae; Streptophyta; Magnoliopsida; Malvales; Dipterocarpaceae. The record is from the annotation of a GenBank genome assembly.
GGGACCAGGCUCCUAUCGUCUCCUUCACCGUCAUUCCCAGAAGGCUCCUCUGUUCAGGAAUUACCUAGCAAAAGGAGGCUGAAAUAUUGCCGGAAUCAGCUCGGUUUUCUUCUUUUUCUUGCUAUCACCUCCGGCAAUCCCAAACUCAGACCAAAAAGAACAACCAAGAGAACUCCCCAACCAAAAGAGAACCCCCCAACCAAAAGAGAACCCCCCUUUUCAAUCUGAUUUUUCUCUAUAUAUAUACCCGAAUAAAAGAUAAAAAUAAAGAUAAAAAUAAUAAACAAGCCUUGCUCUGUCAAUCAAUAAUAAUGCCAAUUUGUCUGGAGCUGCUGUAGUGUGCAGAGGCAGAGCAGCAGAGGUGCAGCAAGGCUCGGUGCAGGGUCAUGAUGCUGGCACAGAGUGCAGGCGUGCAAGCAACGUGGGUUCGACGCAGCAGGCGGCAAGGGGAUCUGGUGCAGCAGAGGAUCCGGCUUUUUUGGCAGAAGCAGGAGUGCAGGAUCAAGUGCAGCUGUAGCAGAGUGCAAGGCAGAGGAUCUGAGCUCAGCGCAGCAGCAGGUGCAGGAGUGAUGAUUGCGCGGGAUCUGGGCGCAGGAGGCACGUCGGGCGCAGAGCAAGGAGUGCAGGCGUGCAAAAAGGGGGGUGUAGGAGAAUGAUUGCCGGUGAUGGCAAACAGGGGGCGCCGGCUGGUUUGGUGCAGAGCAGGGGCGAGGUGCAGUAGCAGAGCAAGGGCUGGAUUUGGGCUUGGCUUUGGGUUUUGAUGGGUUUUGGGUUUGGUAUUUGGGUUUUGGGCAUUUGGAUUUGAGCUUGGUUUUGGGUUUUGGGUUUGGGUUUUUAGGUAAUUGGGUUGGACUUGUAAAUUCAUUUUGAUGAACUUCACCCCUCCACCUUUUGAUUUCUUCACUUGAGUCCUUUCUCGAGUUUCCUUUCCCAUUUCCUUCUUGAAUUUCCCUUUUUUGCACCUGAAAGAAAAAUGAAGAUGUAUUAGUUAA